AUGGCGCACAAAUUCGUCAUCACAGCCUUCCUCACAGGCUCACGGAUCCUCGGCCGCUCCUUCGUCGCCGCCUACCGCCAGGCCCAAGCCUCCACCGCAUACCAGCGUGCCCAGGCCAAGAACGGGAACGCCGCGGGCGGCCGCGCCCUCGCCGGGAGCAUGACCCUCGACGAGGCCUGCCGCAUCCUCAACGUCAAGCCCCCCGCGGGAGGCCAGGCCAACAUGGAGGAGGUCGUCGAGCGCUACAAGCGCCUCUUCGACGCCAACGAGCCGCAGAAGGGCGGCAGCUUCUACCUCCAGAGCAAGAUCGUCCGUGCCAAAGAACGGUUCGAGGCUGAGCUGGGACCUAUAAGAGAGAAGCUGGAAGCGGAGGCGGAGAUAAAAGAAGGGUUCAAGCCAAAGGUUUACAAGGACCGGUAG
Molecule: messenger RNA, 420 nt
Organism: Clonostachys rhizophaga
Lineage: Eukaryota; Fungi; Ascomycota; Sordariomycetes; Hypocreales; Bionectriaceae
Source: the annotation of a GenBank genome assembly